Messenger RNA from Tilletiaria anomala UBC 951, 255 nucleotides. Its product is annotated as putative COX12-cytochrome-c oxidase, subunit VIB. NCBI's taxonomy places the organism in Eukaryota, Fungi, Basidiomycota, Exobasidiomycetes, Georgefischeriales, Tilletiariaceae. Bases 1 to 255 code for a protein of 84 amino acids. The record is from RefSeq and is a predicted model, not a curated record. Gene Ontology annotation, cellular component: mitochondrion; respiratory chain complex IV. The transcript has 7 exons.
AUGUCUGAAGAAUCAGGAGCAAAGUUCACCCUGCAGACCGCAUCGUUUGAUGCUCGGUUCCCCAACCAGAACCAAACCAAGCACUGCUGGCAAAACUACGUCGACUACUACAAGUGCAUCAACGCCAAGGGCGAGGAGUUCACCCCCUGCAAGCAGUUCUUCAGAACGUACCACUCGUUGUGCCCGAACGAAUGGAUCGCAAAAUGGGACGAACAGCGCGAGAACGGCACCUUCCCAGCUUCGCUUGACCCGUAA